AUGGAGGGUGUAGACGCAAAAAUUGAAGAAAUCGAGACUUUUUGUGAUCAAUAUUUUGAGAACUUUCCGACAAAAAGUGACGAGGAUCGUUGUGUCGAUGUGAAGAGUCGAGUCCAAGAGUUGCUUCAGAGUUUAAACCAAAAGGAUAAAGGGAAUUUCGAUGUGUCUUUAUUGCUGUUGAAGGGACGAAUUUCGAAUUUAUGCAUUGAUUAUAGUGGAGAAUGCGAAGAACUAUUGGCACAAUACGUGAAACUAAAGCCAUCCGAUCCUCGAGGAUGGACAGAGCUCGGGAAUUGUCUACUCAAAAAGCCGGAUGUUGAAUACGCGCUUGAAUGUUUAGAGUGUGGAUAUGAGUUUUGCAAAUCGGCUGAACUAUUGAGCCUUCUUGCUACAGUGAUCCGGUUCACACUUGGAACGAUUACCGAUAAGAAACUCGCGGCUCAAGCUAGAGCGGCUUUGCUUUCGCUCGCAAAUGCUCGUUUUGGAAGUUUCUUUCAUUUGGAGAAAAACCAUUUUGAAACACUUGAAAACGCAACGGAUGCUUAUCAAAAAGCACUCAAAAAUCGUCGAACUGGCUAUGAUCCGGCUCUUCAUCUAAAUCUUGCCACAGCUUACAGAUAUCUAGAUAAAUAUGCGGAAGCGAUAAUUCAUUUGAAAAGAGCUCACGUCUUGGAGCCUUUCUCUCCAAUUGCUAUGGAUCGACUCAAAUCUCUCAACAAGAUCAUUUUGUCUAUUUCAAAGGGCAUCACCAAGCAUAGUAAAAUUUCGAUUUUUGAAACUUCAAAGAGAAUAGACGUAAAUAAGACAAAAGAAAGUCUACUGCUAGAUUUUGGUGCACCACUUUCCCAUGAGUCGAUCGGCUUAUUGAAACCGGGGACAAACGAUGGAUUGUAUACAGUGGGGAGAAUUGUAACCAAUGUGGCAUCAUCGGAAGAUGUGCCAAGAGUUUUCCUUGUGAUUGAUGAAAGUGGCUUUUGCGCUGCAAUCUCAAUAUACAAUUGCUCGAAUCAUUUCCAACUCUCUAUCGGUGACGAAUUGACAAUCGCUAAUCCACUGCUGAAUGUGAUUGAGAAUGUUGAAGUGGAAAUGGAUGAGAAGCAAGUGCUGAAUGCGUCAUUUCAUUCAAUCCGAGUUGCGUCCCCGUUGUACAUUCUACGAAACGGUCAAAAAGUGAAAUCCACUGAAAUCGCGAUAGCGACAGUCGCUUUCACCAAUCAUGCUGAAACU
This is a messenger RNA of Mesorhabditis belari, 1227 nucleotides long. The record is from the annotation of a GenBank genome assembly. NCBI's taxonomy places the organism in Eukaryota, Metazoa, Nematoda, Chromadorea, Rhabditida, Rhabditidae.